This is a messenger RNA of Oreochromis niloticus (Nile tilapia), 2074 nucleotides long. RefSeq names its product transmembrane protein 100a (gene tmem100a). The record is from RefSeq and is a predicted model, not a curated record. Gene Ontology annotation, biological process: cellular response to BMP stimulus. The transcript has 2 exons. Gene Ontology annotation, cellular component: plasma membrane. NCBI's taxonomy places the organism in Eukaryota, Metazoa, Chordata, Actinopteri, Cichliformes, Cichlidae. The coding region runs from base 921 to 1325 and encodes 134 amino acids.
UAUAAAACAAAUAUUAAAAGCUUCUGUUUGGGGGGAAAAAUACGUUUCUUGACUUGAAGUAACAGAAAUCCACAGAUCUGUGCUCUCUUUUCUGCUUGUUUUGUUUCACUGUUUGUGGACAGUAAAGAUUUUGACAUGUGCGCUGAUGUACACAGAAGUUUCUUCUUCAUUUAUGCAGUGACCCCGCUCUAAGGACUUUUAGAUACUAAAAUCCAUACAGUGUGAGACACCAGAUACCAGCAGAUACCAAACGCAGCGUCUAAAUUUAAUGCUGGACAUUAAAUGGCUUUCUUCAUUUUGAUAAAGUUGUUUUCCUGGAGGAAAACAGGGACGGUGAUGAGAUUUUAUUAUCUUGUGUUUUUCAGUGUCAUUACACAGUUAAGCCAAAGGGUCUCCACCCUGUUGGGAAGUAGUUCUGGUGGUAAAAUGGUGCUGCUUCUAUAUUAUUUUGAAAUAGUGGGCCUCAAAGUAUUGGAUGCAGAAGACACAACCCUGGCUGUAGGUGUAGCACUGACCCGUGGGUGAGGAAAUUCUGCUCAUGUUUAGAAACUUGAUUAAAUAAUUUCAGUUUCAAACAUCUGGACUGAUAAAGUCCAAGCAAGUCUUUUCUACCCACUUACUGUGACUCAGCUUUCCAUGCAGCCGGCGUGUGUGUGGAGGGGGGUGAGGGCUUGUGAAGAUGUUUGUGAUUUCGAAGCUCCUUGCAUUUCACGGAGCAGUUUGUAAUGUCAUAUCCUGCGCUCUCCAGGGAAUGUCUCAGCUCGUGCUGGGCCGAGUGGUCCGGCGUCAUUCUCCUCUGACUGGGUCAGGAGGAGGCGGCUGGGAUUGUGCAAAGAGACUGGGAGAUCCUGAUCACAGGGAAAAGAUCAAUAACGAGGAACCAUCUGUGGUCUGUUAACAGAAGACUGCUGGAUCCUGAAAUGCCAGAAGACGCUAGCAAGGAGGCCAUGAGAACACCAGUGACACCAGAGAAGGCCAACAACGCCGAGCGCCCUGCUGUCGCCAUGACAGCCCUAAACAUCCCCCUAGUUAAUGAAGUGCAGCUGACCGCAGCCACCGGCGGGGCAGAGCUCUCCUGCUAUCGCUGCACGAUCCCGUUUGGCGUGGUAGUGCUCAUUGCAGGCAUCGUGGUCACUGCGGUCGCUUACAGCUUUAAUUCGCACGGCUCCACCAUCUCCUAUUUUGGCCUGGUGCUCCUCUCUGCAGGACUCUUGCUUUUAGCGUCCAGUGCCAUCUGUUGGAAGGUGCGGCUGGAGAGGAAGAAGGAGAGGCGGCGGGAGAGCCAAACGGCCUUGGUUGCAAACCAGAGGAGCAUUUUCACUUGAAGCGGCGGUUUAAACAACGCAGCUCCAGGUUUUCUGAGUCUGAAAAGGCCUGAUCUCGACACGGUUUGAUGAAGAACCAGCUGAAGGCAGAUGUUGUCCAGAAUGUUUCUUCAGUUUCCGACCUGUAAAAGCUCCGACUCUCAAGGCUCAGAAUUCAAAGCUUUGCAGACAUUGUGAGGGAUUUAUUUGUCAAACAGACGUGGAGCAUCUGGCGAGCUGGGAACGCAGCCAGAAGGAAUGUAUCACAAUUAAGAUGAAUUACCACUGUGCGGAGUGGCGUAGAGGAAGUCUCCCAUUAAUCGGCUGUUGGAUGUGCCGCCUUUGAUUGCAGCGGGAAGGACUGUGGUUUGAAAAAGUCCAGAACAAUGACUCUCGCCUCAUUUGCUCGGCUUCAGCUUGCAAAUAUCUGUUUAGAAAGUCUCAUCUUGCAGGAAAUGGGGACAAAUGACCUGCUUUUGAAGUGUGGUACGUUAUAAUGGCUGAGAAGGACUAUUAAACUUUGAAUAUGCAUCCUCUUAAAGCACUUUGAUCCUACAUAUUCAUCAUAUUAUGUAAUACAUUUCUUAAAAAAACAGUGCAAAGAUACAUCCACAUUUUAUGUAGCAAUACUUAAUGUGGACCACUACAUUUUUAUUGUGUAUAUGUCAUAUUGUGUAAAAUUAAACUAGCAGCUUUGUUUUAGCGUAAUCAUUUGCAUGUAUUCAUUAUUAUCACAUGAUCAUGAUGUUUAAUAAAAUCAUUUUAUCAAG